AUGGGGCCCCCGGGCAAUAGGGGAUCAUGGGUCCCCUGUGUCCUUGCCCAAACUCAAAAAAGCCUAUGAAAAAGUAGGUACUGCUGUGUCACAGAAUUCACUGGGCCUGCCUUCUGAGCUACAGAGAUGCUGAGAGGAGGAGUUUCAGGAGGUAGAGUCAGUACCGGGGGGCGGACUGACAACUCAUGGGGCCCCCAGGCAAUAGGGGAUCAUGGGGCCCCUGUGUCCUUGCCCAAACUCAAAAAAGCCUAUGAAAAAGGUGCCAGGGGCAUCUUAUGGGGCCCCCCACUGCCCCCGGGCCCUCGGGCAGUGCACAAGUUUCCAAAUGGUCAAUCCGCCCUU
Staurois parvus is the source of this 342-nucleotide messenger RNA. Lineage: Eukaryota; Metazoa; Chordata; Amphibia; Anura; Ranidae. The record is from the annotation of a GenBank genome assembly.